AUGAAACUAAUUCCUGAAUACUUGGAAAAUGAUGAGCAAGAUUUGUUAAAAAUAAUAAAAUGGAAGAACAGUAGUUCUCAACGUAACAAGCCGAAAUUGAAAAAUGAAUAUUGGGAAAAACUCUUUGGUGGAGUAGUUGAUAUUUUACAGUCUACCAACAUCAAUGAUGAUAUUAUUACAAUUGAAUAUGUCACUACAGAACACAAGUAUCGUCUAGRUAAAACUAACUUUCUUGAUACUAAUGGUUUAUUUCCUACACCUAAUCUAACAAUUGAAAUUUAUGAAGAAUUAAUUUCUUUAAUAGCAAACAAUGUUAUGACUCAAAUUAAAAAUGAACUUAAAGAUGUCAUGUAUUUUUCAAUAACUAUUGACUCUGUGCCAGACACUGAUCAAUCAGCCAUUUAUGUUCGGUAUGUAGAYGAUGAUGGUAUACCAAAGAAGCGUUUUCUGGAUAUUAUAAAUAAAAAAGGAGACGAUGCUUUACAGUUAAUGAAUAUACUUCAUGAGACAUUAGAUAAAUAUGAUUUAAACCGCCAAGGUUUUAUGGGGGUUUCAUAUAAUAUGGAUAGUAACAUUCCUGCAUACAGAACAAGCUUAAAGUCUUGCCUAAAAUCAAUAAACRAAUUAGCUGAAAUUAUGCCAUGUUCAUCGGAUUCUCUAAGUUUAGUUGUGAUUAAAGCAGCAUCUUCUUGCUAUGAAGGUGAUAAUUUUUUUACAGCAAUUGAUGAACUAUUUUACUUUUUUUUAUUUUUUCAACAUCGGUGGGAUGAUGUUGAAUUUUUGUUAAACAAUUUGCCUUAUACAAAAUUUUCAUCAAAAAACAAAAUAUAUCGGCGUCUCAACAAAAAUUGGUCAAUGAUAGUAUAUGCAUUGUUUCAUAUAUCUGAAAGUAUGAGUUUUCCAAGAAAAAUGAGUGUUAAAGCUUAUUUACUUUUAAAGAAGGUAAAACGAUUGGAAACCUGUUUCAUAACAAUGUUUUGGGAAGACAUUGUUGGACAAAUUACAGAACUUGAAGAGAAUUUACAUAAAAAUAAUCGUUUAGAGCAACCACAAAUGAGAUUUCCUGUUGAUGAUAUAGACGAAGAMGAUAAAUUUAAAAUUAAUACUUACUUUUUCAUGAUAGACAAGAUUCAAACUGAAUUAGAAUAUAGAAAAGAAAUUUAUUGUGAUUUAUCAUCAAAAUUUAACUUUUUAGAUAGCAUCUCUACAAUAACAGAUGCUCAAUUAUACCAUGAACUUGAAAAUUUACAAAAUAUAUUCUUGGAUAUAUCAUACCAUAUUUCUACCGAAUGUAAUGAAUUGAGAAGCAUUUUGAAUCAAACUAAAACAGACCUCACUUCUAUCAGAGAAAUCACUACCCAUUGUCAUAUUGAACAUUCCUCCAUGUCUGUAUUGACUGAUGUUAUUACUUCAUUGAAAUCAAUAAAGAACAAACACACCUAUAAUACAUUAAUACAUAUAAAUAUGGAUCAACAACUUCUCAAAUACUUUGACUUCAAUUGUGUUAUUAAAGAAUUAGCUCACAAGAAAUCAGCUGAAUCAUUAUAA
This is a messenger RNA of Diuraphis noxia (Russian wheat aphid), 1548 nucleotides long. RefSeq lists its product as uncharacterized. The record is from RefSeq and is a predicted model, not a curated record. NCBI's taxonomy places the organism in Eukaryota, Metazoa, Arthropoda, Insecta, Hemiptera, Aphididae.